AACCGGAUCCGGUGACAGAGAGUUGGGGAUAUGGAGAGUUCACGGUGGAGCUGGCCGGGACAUGUCUGAGUAGAGAGCUGCGUAAGUUUCCAAAUCGUACAGCUUUAAACCCCCGUGUUGAAGAUGGGACAGUGCGGCAUCACGUCCUCGAAGACGGUCCUGGUUUUCCUGAACCUGAUAUUUUGGGCCGCUGCUGGUGUCCUGUGCUACGUUGGAGCCUACGUCUUCAUUACAUAUGAUGACUACGAUCAUUUCUUUGAAGACGUGUAUACUCUCAUCCCGGCAGUGGUCAUCAUUGCAGUUGGAGCCCUUCUUUUCAUUAUUGGGCUCAUUGGAUGCUGCGCCACAGUGAGAGAGAGCUACUGUGGACUCACAACGUUUGUAGUCAUUCUCCUGCUGGUUUUCAUGACCGAAGUGGCGGUGGUUGUUCUCGGAUACAUUUACAGAGCAAAGGUUGAAAAUGAAGUUAAUACUUCUAUCAAGAAAGUGUAUGAUGAAUACAAUGGCACCAACAGCAACGCCCAGAGCCGUGCUAUUGACUACGUUCAGAGACAGCUUCAGUGCUGUGGGAUCCAUAACUACUCAGACUGGCAGUACACACACUGGUAUGAAGAAUCCAAAAACAACAGCGUCCCCAUCAGCUGCUGCAAAACUAACAUUGGAGGCUGCACAGGGUCCCUAACUCGUCCUGAGGAUCUCUACCAAGAAGGCUGUGAGGCUCUGGUUGUGAAGAAGUUGAAGGAGAUCAUGAUGUACGUCAUCUGGACCGCUCUGACAUUUGCUGCCAUCCAGGUGCUGGGGAUGCUGUGUGCAUGUGUCGUGCUGUGCCGCAGAAGCAGAGAUCCUAAUUACGAGCUUCUUAUUACUGGGGGCACCUAUGCAUAAAGGACACCACACUUCUUACCAUAACACACACUUACAGAAUUUAUGUGUCAUUGGUGAGAGCAUGAAAAUAAUCUAUUACCACACUAACCUUAACACGCUAACCACACUGCAGUUAUAUAUCUUACCUGUUUUACAAAAAAAAGAAAAGGAAAAAGAAAAAAAAAAGCUUAUGACCAAAUUCUUUAAUGGUCAAUGAGAACGAGAUGUAAAAAGCAUUCUGUUGCUCUGAGGAUGGCGUGAGGGUGUUAGACCUCAUUCUUACCAAGCUCAAACUCUUGUUAGUCAUGUAUGGAACAAAACGUGGACAGGGUAAUUUCCUCAUAUGUUAGUUUGCACUAUGUGUAUGGCUUUGACAUAUUUUAUAUUUAAACUUGUCGUGUACUUGAAUGAAAGAGUGUAUCAUUUCACCCUGUACCUCCACUACUAUUACUACUGCUACUACUAUUCUACUGUACUACAACUAUAACACUUCAGUUUUAGUUAAAACCUCAACUUUCACCAGCAGUAUUCUGUCAAGAAAUGGUAGACACUGCAGCCCAGGUCAGUAGCACAGCGGGUUUUUAUGUGUAAACCAUGAAACUGAACUGGCUUUGGCUCAGCUCAUUUCAGCUCAUUUCUUUUAAGAAUCUAACCUUGUAAUUCCCUUUAGUGCGUGGGAUAUUUCAAGUAGUAAUAGUGGACACAAGAUAGAUUUUGUCCUAUAGUUGUUUUGUUUGUCUUGUCUACUAGUUUUAGAGUUUGAUUUGCUGAUAUGCAGAAACAUCAAGAAUGUGAAUAAAAUGUGAGGUGAAAGUUUGAAAGGAAA
Messenger RNA from Lates calcarifer (barramundi perch), 1690 nucleotides. It is a transcript of the gene tspan3a, whose product is annotated as tetraspanin 3a. The coding region runs from base 124 to 885 and encodes 253 amino acids. Gene Ontology annotation, cellular component: membrane. The transcript is spliced from 7 exons. Gene Ontology annotation, biological process: regulation of vascular endothelial growth factor signaling pathway; protein maturation; protein localization to plasma membrane. The record is from RefSeq and is a predicted model, not a curated record. NCBI's taxonomy places the organism in Eukaryota, Metazoa, Chordata, Actinopteri, Centropomidae.